AUGCAGCACCAAUGUACUGAACAUCCUCGUGAAGCAGCUGCUGUCACCUUCUCCAGUUGCCCCGGUGCACGCAAAGAGACGGCACUGAAUUGGAACCCUGCCUCAGCGAAUAACAUCCAUGCAGCAUCCAGGAGAAGGGGCACUGCGAAGCGGCAAGCUGCACUCAUUAGUGCACUACUGGCAGCUUUUUUGGUUAAUAUGUUCUGGCUGUCUCCUGCUUCCAGCAAGCUUUUGAAAUCACGACAGGGUGCUGAAAUGAUGUUCUCCCUCGGUGAUCCUGCUCCCCAUGGGACUGAGCACCGCUCCCAAAGAACUAACCUGCGUGACCUCACGGUGCGUGCAAAUACUCUCGCUGCAAGCGAAGAAGCAAAGAAGGAAAAGGAGUAUGCGGAGCAAUAUAUGGAUCCUCUGUAUAACAGGGUGUCAGUGGCGGAGAGACUAGUGGAUGUAAAGUUAAAAGGCCUAGAAUGCGUAGUUAGUAGGCUAAUAACAGCUUGGAAUUCAGCAACCUCAAGGGUAAGAGAUGCAUUCAUACACAAUUAUAUGCCAAGUACUUACGACAGUUUGCCUUCAGAGGAGCCCAUGAUGUUCUAUCUGAGGACAGCUGCGGCUGUUGCCAAAGCGUGGCCUGAGCAGGUGGCCCCCCAACUAAUCCAGGACUUUUUGAAGGAAGUUCGGUUCGUGGACUCCGUAUUGAAAGCAGCCACUGAUCGCAUCGAGUUCUUGUGCAAACUCGAGCAGGUCUGCUCAGAGUUUCAAGUUGGUUCAUUGUUGCUAGGCAUCGCAUCGCCCCCUCUACCAACAUUGCAGACCCUACAAAAAGACCAGGAUGAAAUAAGUUUCGAUGAGUUUUUUGAAAUGCUUCCGUGGCCACGCAGUGUCGUCUCUAUUGAAUCAAAUGGAAAUGAGAGGAUUCCGAAGUCCUUGGCACGGCGACUGGCAGGCGUUGCACUGGCGGAGGUGUUGGAAUCUUCUAGCGAUUUAAAUGUACGAAACAUUAUUGCUAGCUGUGCUUAUUCAACACGUUCUGGAGUGACAGUCGCACAUAUCGACCACUCAAUUUUUUCCGCUUCUGUCCUUGAUGAGCCCCUUAACAGGGCAGCUGCCAGGUUGCACAUCUUCGGGUCAAAUGUCGUUGAAGGCUGGGCGCAAAAGUGGAACUUAAAAAGUGGUAUAAUUCAGUUGAAUCUUUUGGAAGAGGACGCGAAGCUUCGAUAUCUGGAAAGGAUCCAAGAAAAGAAGAAUCCAUGUGUAGAUGGCAUCAUCCAGUUGACGUGUGCCCUGCUCUAG
This is a messenger RNA of Eimeria tenella, 1290 nucleotides long. RefSeq lists its product as uncharacterized. The coding region runs from base 1 to 1290 and encodes 429 amino acids. The record is from RefSeq and is a predicted model, not a curated record. The transcript has a single exon. NCBI's taxonomy places the organism in Eukaryota, Apicomplexa, Conoidasida, Eucoccidiorida, Eimeriidae.